Messenger RNA from Prunus armeniaca (apricot), 510 nucleotides. NCBI's taxonomy places the organism in Eukaryota, Viridiplantae, Streptophyta, Magnoliopsida, Rosales, Rosaceae. The record is from the annotation of a GenBank genome assembly.
AUGGAUAAAUAUUCCAAGAUCAACAUCAUGAGGCACUCCCAAAACUCAAGAUCCAUAGACUUUUCAGAUCUUGUAUCAUUUUCCCCAACUCAAAAAUCCAACACCACAAACCCCACCAAGAAAACCCAAGAAACCAAUCUCCAGAUCAAGAAAAACAGCACAACCCAAGAUCAGAAAGGAGAUGAAGAUGAUGAACAACAAGGCAAUAGUGUUGGAGAGAGCUUUGGUAGUGUGGUGGUGUUGAAAAGGAACAACUCCAUCUCUUCUUCUUCUUCUUCAGCUGCUUCUGGAUUUCAGUCUGCAUUCAAAGGAGCAUUCUCAGUGAGAAGAUCUUCUUCAGUGUCAGAGAGGUAUUGCAGGAUCCAUGACCAGUCUACAACAACAUUAACAUCAUCACCCAAUGAUGAUGAUGAAGAUCAAGCUGCUGCUUGGGGGACAACAAGAUCUAUGAAGAAAAAGCACAAAGGAGGCAAGAUCCUUAAAGCCUGUAAGCGCUUUUUUGGACUCUAG